AUGCCCGUCAAAACUUUCAGCUCAUACGACGAGUUCAAGGCCGUCAUUAACGGAGACAAGCCUGUCGUUAUAGACUUCUGGGCUACGUGGUGUGGGCCAUGCCGAGUGAUAUCUCCAGUGUUCGAGAAACUCUCGGACGAUCCUGCUUUCGCCGGAGUUGAGUUCUACAAAGUGGAUGUCGAUCAGCAGGAUCAAAUAUCCCAGGAAGUCGGGGUCAGAGCAAUGCCUACGUUUGCUUUGUUCAAGAAAGGCGAGAAGGUUUCCGACCUUGUUGGAGCACGACCGCAGGAGUUGCAGGCCCUUGUAGCAAAGGCACUUACCGCAUGAAGAACUGCAAUUAAUGUUGGCAUUUAGAAGCGAAUAAAUAUCUACA
Laccaria bicolor S238N-H82 is the source of this 373-nucleotide messenger RNA. RefSeq names its product thioredoxin (gene LbTrx2). NCBI's taxonomy places the organism in Eukaryota, Fungi, Basidiomycota, Agaricomycetes, Agaricales, Hydnangiaceae. The transcript has 4 exons. The coding region runs from base 1 to 327 and encodes 108 amino acids. Gene Ontology annotation, molecular function: protein-disulfide reductase activity. The record is from RefSeq and is a predicted model, not a curated record.